Mercenaria mercenaria is the source of this 11476-nucleotide messenger RNA. RefSeq lists its product as uncharacterized. Gene Ontology annotation, molecular function: protein binding. Lineage: Eukaryota; Metazoa; Mollusca; Bivalvia; Venerida; Veneridae. The record is from RefSeq and is a predicted model, not a curated record. Gene Ontology annotation, cellular component: membrane. The transcript has 73 exons. The coding region runs from base 458 to 11461 and encodes 3667 amino acids.
GUUUCGUUAUCUGAUACACCGUAUCGUUCUCUGGUACACCGUUUCGUUAUCUGAUAAUUGUAUCGUUAUCUGAUACACCGUUUCGUUAUCUGAUACACCGUAUCGUUAUCUGGUACACCGUUUCGUUAUCUGAUACAUUGUAUCUUUAUCGUUAUCUGAUAAUUGUAUCGUUAUCUGGUACACCGUUUCGUUAUCUGAUAAUUGUAUCGUUAUCUGGUACACAGUUUCGUUAUCUGAUAACUGUAUCGUUAUCUGGUACACCGUUUAAUUAUCUGAUACACCGUAUCGUUAUCUGAUACAUUGUACCGUUAUCUGAUACAUGGUAUCGUUAUCUGUUUCACCGUAUCGUUAUCUGGUAGAUUGUACCGUUAUCUGAUACACCGUAUCGUUAUCUGAACUUUUGUUUGUGACUUAGUUAAAUGUUGUAUUUCAAUUUUAGUUUCACAAUGUGACGGAUAUGAUCGGAAUGACAGACAUGAUAUGUGAUAUGCAUUUGCAACAGUUUUAUCCAAUGCCGGCUUUGGCUAUUAAUGAACUAUACAUAGGGUUUGCAAUUAUGAUUGAAACUUUGGAGCCUGUUACAAACCAAACAGUGCAGGCCAUAUUCUACUUCAUGCCAAAUAAUACAGUUUUCUCUUCAAUGAGAGCCAUGUACAGUACAACAAAUCUACCUCCGACAACAACAAAAACAACAAUAAAAACAACAACUACAACUCCCCCGACAAAUCAAACAUGUAGCAGAGAGACAAUGAAAUCGAUUUAUUUAUUCAAUAUAACCUAUCUGCAAAACUUCACGAAUAGCUUAUAUGAUACCUCGUCACAGGAUUUCAGAGAUCUCAACCAAACUUUGUCUGGUAUUUUUAUGCAGUCUGCACGAAACUUCAGUGUCGGUCAUCUGAUUUGCAACGUCAGUGUAGUGCGCUGUGCCCCUGUCGUUGGCAACAUUUCUCUGAAAGUAAACCAUGAAGCGACUUACAUCAGUGCACAAAUGCUCAUUUAUGUUCCUCCAUAUACGCUACCAAUUGAAGACGUUGCAUAUUUAUUUUACUUUGCUGAAGGCAACUCGAACAUGAUUUUGAAUUACUAUCAUGUUGUUUUUACUCCACAAACAACAACAACAACAGUAGUUCCGACAACGCACUCAUGCAGUUACAAUCAGUUCCAGUGCUUCAACGGCACUUGCAUUCCUUAUUCUUUGCGCUGUAAUGGUAAGAUUAACUGCGCGGAUGGUUCGGACGAGCUGUUUUGUUCAAGCUCAACAACUUCUCUACCAAUGACCACUACUCCCCACACUGGGGUCAACGGAACAUGCAACCGUCAUACAUUAAAAUCAAUUUAUUCAUUCAACAUUACGUAUCUGCAAGAAUUCACAACUGACUUGUAUUACAAUUGGACAAGUGAUUUCAUGGAACUCAACGACACUUUGACUAGCACCAUCAUGGUAUAUGCACAGAACUACAGUCAUUUAAUUUGCAAUAUCAGUUUAGUACGCUGUGUUCCUGCAGUGGGUUUUGAAGCGGGGAAUAUCAGUGCAGAAGUGCAGCUCCAUGUUAUCCAUGAUACGUUGGAUAUUUACUAUGUUGCUUACUGGUUUUACCAGGCUUCAGCAUACUCUGAAAUGUUGUUCGUGAAUCACUAUGAAGAAAUUUAUUCUACAUCAUCAACAACAACAACCCCCUUUUAUACAACACCGUCAUGUGAUUAUAAUACUACUCCAUGUGCCGACGGAAGCAGGUGUAUCCCUAUAGGAUGGCUUUGUGAUGGAGAUAAGGAUUGUUACGACGGCUCAGAUGAAUUGCAUUGCUUAAGCACAACACGCGUGGUAACAACACCUACAACAACAUAUCCAACCCCACCAUCACCAAAUACGUGUAGACCUGACCAGUUUGAGUGUGCCGACGACGGCAGGUGUUUACCUGGCUCUUAUGCUUGUGACGAUUAUAUUGAUUGUUAUGACCGAUCGGACGAAGCAGGUUGUGAUUGUCCAGAGUUUCGUUGCAACAAUGGUGACUGUAUCUCUUAUGAAAGUAUCUGUAAUGGUAUAUACGAUUGUACAGAUGGAAGUGACGAAAGAGGGUGUCCAGUUGUCUGCGCAAAUAACACAUUUACAUGUAAGGUUAUAAAAGAGUGUGUCAAUAUAAGUAAUGUUUGUGAUGGAAAGAAAAACUGUAAGGAUGGUACUGACGAAUGGUACAACUGCUCUCGACCCGCCACACCGUCUCAAGAGUAUGAAAUUCGGCUAAUGGAUGGUUAUGUUGAUACCACAAAUGAGUCAUAUGGGCGUGUGGAAAUCAGACUCCUGGUUGAUGGGCAGCCAGUCGGCGACUUUGGCACUGUCUGCGAUGAUAGCUGGGGAACCCAAGAGGCCAUUGUUCUAUGUAGAUCACUGAAUGCAAGUGACCCUUCAAACAGCUUUGCAUAUGGUGGUUCAGCAUUUGGUAAAGGCAGCGGGGAAAUAUGGUUAAGUAACUUCCAUUGCUAUGGGAACGAAGAUGAAUUACAAGACUGUAUAUCAUCAGAAUGGGGUCAGGCUCAUUGUUCACAUCAACAGGACGCUUCGAUAUCAUGCGGAAUUAAUCGUGUAUCAACACCCUCGACUACUUCGUCAACAUUAGGACCAAGAACAACGUAUCCAACAUUAUCAACACCAUCCUCGACGCCAAUGCCAGGUGAGAAUAUUCGGCUGGUUGAUGGCGAAAACUGUUUAGAAGGUAGAAUAGAGGUUUUCUACAAAGGAGAGUGGGGAACAGUGUGUGAUGAUGGUUUUAAUUAUGAGGAGGCACGAGUUGUUUGCAGAUCACUUGGAUUCUGGACCUACUCUUCCUACUAUAAUCUGAGGUUCGGGUAUACUUCUUCUUUGCCGAUCCAUAUGUCUUAUGUUUACUGUCCUACAGGGAAUGAGAGCAGUAUAUUUGAUUGUCAAUACCAAACACCAUACUGUAAUCAUUAUGAGGACCAGGGUAUACGCUGCUAUGGUGACCCAUACAUAGAGUGCAAAACUGGACCGGAUAUUCCAAGCGUUAACUGUUCCUUUACUGAGGAUAGAUGUGCAUACAACAUGACGGUCAUAUCUGGCAGUACAAACUGGAAAUGGACACAGGCUGAUGUAGCAGGCAUGACUCAUGCAACAAACUCUUCCAAUUCUACUGGCCGUUUAAUGAUUUAUCGGAAUACAUUCGGUUCUGAAAUGGAAAGUGCAAGAAUGGCGUCUCCAAAGUUUAAUACAUCGUCUGCAGAAAUGAAAGUAGAAUUUUAUUACCAGCUGCAAGAAUCGUCCUACAACGAUCUAAUAUUUAGUCUAAAUGAAGAAAAGGAGGGUGGUGAAGAAGAGGAAGAACAUCUCUUAUGGAACAGCGUUCAUCUUCGGCGUGACCAGGAGUACCAAUGGCUUUACGAAUGUAUACAGUUGUCCGGCUUAAAAGAGACUUCAAACUACUCACUAGUAUUCACAGCUAAACGUGGGCCAAGUGCAAGCUCCACUGUAGCUGCAGACGAAAUUCUGCUCACUGAUGGACUAUGUGCAGAGAGCCUUCUAGACGGUAUGUGCGACUUUGACAGACCAAGAUCUUGCGGAAUGUCUGUAGAAUGUGUUUCAUGUGACAGGACAAAACAUUCGUACACCUGGAUGUGGCAAAGUAACAGAACAUACAGUCGGAUACAAAAAGCUGAUGGUCGUUUUAUGGUGGCCAACUCCACAUUUGCAAACGAAGAUGACGAGGCUGUUAUCAGUUUUGCGGUACCCAACCUUGAUGACAUUACAGCUGUCAACUUUAUGUACCAAAUGAAUGAAGAAGACGGAGGGAAGCUCGAGGUACUGCUUUAUGAGAAGGACAGAUUACACUCGACACUUCUUACUCAAGACGGUAGCUAUGGUGACCGGUGGUUUGGGAAGUGCGUGCAGCUUCCUGGCGAUAUUGACUCAACUAGUAGCUUUAAAAUCGCAUUCAAAGCAACACAUGGGAAAGGACUGGGAGGAUAUAUUGCGAUAGACAAUGUGAAACUUAUGACCAGCGGGUGUCCACAUCCAGUAGUGACGUGUGCAGAAGAGUUAUCGCAGUGCGGGUGGAAAACUAGUGCAGGUGGUCCAUUAUACUGGAAGUUUUUUGAAGAUGGAAGCGGCGUUCAUACUAGCAAUAAAAAUAUCCGGCUUGUGGACGGCCCGGACGAAAGUAGUGGUGCUGUGGAAGUUUAUCACAAUGGAUUGUGGGGUCGUGUUUGCGAUGAUUCAUUUGGUAUCCAAGAUGCAAAAGUAAUCUGUAGACAGCUCGGAUAUCCGACUGACUAUGUUGAUUACACAAUUAAGUCUUAUUACGGCUACUCAAAUACAAAAAUCUGGUUGGAUGAAUUGUAUUGCCGUGGCACUGAGAACAGUUUGGAGGAGUGCAGUCACGCAGGAUGGGGAUAUCAUGAUUGUAGUAUCUACGAACAUGCUGGUGUACACUGCUAUGGCAAAGUCUCGGGUUCCGGAUAUGAUGUCCUUUAUAAGAACUAUUUUGAACUGAUGGGAGAAAGAGCCAAUACAAGUGCAUGGGCCUCUCUUUCAUCACGUGACUUUAUUCAUGAGAGUGGAGAGUACAGAUUUACGUUUGACUAUAUCAAGACUGAUCAUGAAGUAGUACAGGUAUGGUACAGUAACCGUACACAAAACGAAACACUGAUAUUGGAUAAGAUAAUUGACCCAGUCGAUUCUGUUGAGCAGUACUGCUUAGAUUUUCCCCCUGAAAUCCACGGAGAAAUAGCACUUGGACUGACUGCAUUCAAAACAACAUCCGGUGAAGUAAAAACUGUUGUGCAGAAUUUCGCACUAGAACGUGGAAGUUGCACAGAAUCCCUUGCCAAACGUGAUUUCACUUUUGAAAGUGACCACAUGUUAUACGGAUAUCGGAUCGAAUCUGACAAUAUUUGUAAACCAAGAUACGAAUGGUACAGAGUAUUAGCCGGUACUGGAAAUGGACUAGAUACAGAUCACACGUUCGGCAAUGGAUCAGGACACUUCAUGUAUGUUAAUCCAGCAUUUGGUGAAUCUGGUGAUCUGACAAGUCUAAAUUUCAAGCAAGUGAGAGAGGAGGAGUCAAAGGGAUUCUGUAGUCUACAAUUCUAUUACUUCAUUAGUGAUACAUCUUUAGAUGGUUCUUUAUCAUUGAGUGUGAAUAGCGAGACGAAGGAACUUGCUGGUAUUCCAAACUUACCUAUAUGGUUGCCCGGGUGCGUCGAUCUCGUAGACACUUGCGGAGAAGACCCUGGACUUCUAGACAUGCACUUUAAUGCGCUUAAUGUGGAAGCUGGCGUCGACGAUAUAGUUUUGUCUACUGAACCUUGCCCAGAAAGAGAAGGAUCAACAGUGUCAUGCGAGUUCGUGAAUGGAGAUCUGUGCGGAUAUAUUAUGGACCCGUUAAUAUGGUCACAUAACAAAGGCGGAAAUUUAACAAGCAACACAACAGAACCUGGCAAUUAUAUUGUUUCACCAUUGUUCGAUUUAUCCACGGAUUCGUGUGUUACAAUUAGCUUUGCCAACACAGCAAACUGUACUGCACGGGUAAAGGUCAUUGGCAGUAAUGGACAGACAGUGACCACCACAAACUUGCUUCAAGUUCCAUAUUCUACAUACAGAACCAUUAAUCUGAAUAUCCCAGCAGGAACACAGCUUCGGCUUUUUUUCGAAGCUUACAUGACCAACGUUUCUUACUAUGUACAGGCUGAGUUCAGCGUGUUUAGCAUCCUGGUCGUCAAUGGUUCCUGCUCGAGUCCUGGGUUGUCGUGUGAUGAAAAUGACCUCGAGUGUGACGGAGAAUGUGUUGCACCCUAUUUCAUAUGUGAUGGUAUACGUCAGUGUGAAGAUGGGAGUGAUGAAAAGUGUGAAUGUGGCUGGAAUACUUUCAACUGUACAGUAUCAGAAGAAUGUGUGACGUCAUCUUUACAGUGUGAUGGAUUCGCAGACUGUACAGACGGCAGCGACGAAGUAAACUGCGGUCCAGACAUAAGUUGCGAUUUCCGAGGAGGGCCGAACUGGGAUUGUGGGUACCAGCUUUAUAAUGCUCGUCGGGAGAUUUAUGAUGAUGGAUUGCUAAUGUUUUCGCGACUAGCAUACAUCACGUCACCGGAAGUUAAUAUAACCGAGGACAGCUGUCUUACCAUUGAUAUCGGAUACAGCAGCACCAUAAAAUUUAGAAUUUCAUCUUACAAUGGCGACAUGUAUACAAUUCUACACCAAAACACUUCAUAUUAUGGCGGAUUUGUUAUACCAGUGGAUAUGGCCCCCGGAUAUUACAAAGGUGUUACAACCGAAAUACAGUCGGCUAGAGCAUUUUAUUACUCUUCAGCCAUAAUAAAAAGUAUCGAUCUAUAUGAUAUGACUUGCCAAGAACUGAUAACAGCUUUUUCAACGACACCAUCAUGGCAACGCACAACAUACCCUCCCUGGAAUGCUUCUUACUCGACACCAUCAUGGCAGCGCACAACAUACCCUCCCUGGAAUGCUUCUUACUCGACACCAUCAUGGCAGCGCACAACAUACCCUCCCUGGAAUACUACUUACUCGAUACCUUUUUCGACCCCUAGUACCGAUUCUAGAACGACUGGUACAACACAAGAACGCACUACCUUACCGCCAUGGGCUACGACAACAACAUUAGUAUGGACACGCACUACAACACCAUGGUGGUAUACAACAAAGACAAUGACAUCAACACUCACUACCAUACCAUGGUGGAACAGAACAACGACGACAUCAGGAGCCUGGACACCAUGGGGUUCUUCGUCCAAAACAUCAACAACUACGCAGAUUCCUCUACCAGCCGAUUUUCCACAGCUUUAUAUCAAUAAUCCGGAUUCAGUAGCGUUUGGUGGCUCUUUAACGAUAUCAUGUAUUGUAAAUCAUGACUCAAAAUACAAGCUGAUCCUGAGCUGGUUCAUUGGCGAUACAGAAAUUUCUAGACAAGACGACAUUAUGGUUGGUGAGGAAGACCAAACAAAAUUCAAAAUUGUAAUGAAUAAUCAUAACAAGGGUGUGACGUAUUAUAACUUAACGAUAAAUGACGUCACUGACGUUGAUGCUCGGGAAUAUUUCAUUUGCGUUGCUGACGUCAUCGAUUACUAUCCAACGAACUUUCUUAAGGAUAGUACAAGGAUUGAGAUCGAAGAUGACGGCUGCCAGACCCUUGGGAACAGUGAAAUCGAGAUGUUUUGUAAAUCUGUCGGCUAUAGACGUGUAGCAGUGCCAACUGCAUCAGGAUCACAAACAAUGUACCAAGUCUCCGAAGCAUUUUAUUAUUUACAAUAUUUGUUAGAAAGGACGGAGACGUUUGGACAGCACCAGUGUUUAAAUCCUCUGAAAGAACUGGCCUGUGGUCUUCAUGCCAGUCAGUGUCAGUCUGGAAAACUGGUCAAACCUGUAUGCAGGGAACAUUGUCAGGAAAUUGCCGAUGUUUGUAUGGAGGCGCCGUUCGCUAUUGUGAGUAAUAACAACAGUGACCUUCACUAUUACUGCAAAUAUUUACCAUCUUUAUCAGACUCGCCGGACUGUACAGAAAUAUGGCUCGGAUGUGAAGUAAAUAUGACUCUCGGGACUGAGGAAACGCCAACGUCUGUACGACUGCGUUCAGAGAAUCAUCCAAGUCAGGCUCCGUCUUCCUCACCUUGUAACUAUUACAUAAAGGCGUCCCCGUACUAUAUACUAGAUUUGACCUUAGAGGACAUUACACUAGGCGAUGAAUGUAGUAUCAGCUAUUUAAUGAUUAAUGAAGAGAGAGUUUGUUCGAGCAAUGCAACUCAGUAUUUGUUAUCACCAGAUCAGUCAGAAUUGAAUAUUUCAUUGGUUUCAAAUUCUCCCGACAACGCCGGAUUCCUGCUGUUGGUCUCGCAAGUAUUACAUCCUGACGUGUGUGAUGUAAUAGAAGUCAGGGACUACUUCGGCACUACAUAUGACGGUCACAAGACUGGAAAUGACACUUGCACGGAAUGGAUAUUCUACACUGAACCAGGAUACAGUGUUUGGCUUAGUUUCUCAGACAUUGCUGGUUGUCUAGAAAUCUAUGAUGAGAACUCGAUCCGCGUUCAGGAAGAAAUUUGUUCCCUUCAAGAAAAACUGAAUCUUAAUGGGAUGGAUGUAGUUAAAGUGAAAGCUAAAACGCCUGGAACUGAAACUGCUUUCAGUGUUAUCUAUUCUCAGAACGUUUCUAAAGGUUCCUUCGACUUUACCAUAGAAAGCGUCGUAUUAAGAGAAGGGGUCAGUGACAAUAUAGGAAAGGUUUUUAUCAAUCGCACAGACGGUAAAAGCGGUUUUGUAUGUGGAUAUAUGAACAGAGGUGCGGCUGACGUUAUCUGUAGAUCGGCUGGACAUGCGACUCCAGCGCUUGGCUACAUGGUGUACGUGCCGAACCCCAGUGAUAGUAAUGAUUAUGAUUCUGAGACGAAGGACAUCAUUAUGUAUGAACUAACCUGUAUUGGAAAUGAGAAAAGCAUACUAGAGUGUAUAACGCAAAAGUGGAUUGACACUUGCACAGGCUAUGAUUGUAGCUGUUAUUAUGGAAGUAGUUUUAGAGGAGUUCAUUGUCCGGUGUCGACACCUUCUUGCAACAUGACUGGUCUAAGUAAUUGUGGCUACGAGUAUGAUACUACGAAAGUUUUGCUUGUUAAUACUAUCAAAAAUGGUGACGGUCUUUAUAUGUUGGGGUCUGAACACGAUGUCACAGAAAUUUCAUCUCCUUUCUUCACAUACUCGGAAGGGGAAAGUGUCACUUUCGAUUAUUCGUUCGGAGGGUAUCCAGGAGAUAACUUAGAGUUGUCAUUAAGGCCUGUGGACAGUGCUGAUGAUUUAAUUGUAUGGCAAAAAGCAGAGUCCGUUCUCGACGGCCGCUAUACCGCAUGUGUGACACUGCCUAAUGAUUUCGUAGAUAAAGAAGUUCAAAUGGUGUUCACAAUGGUAAUGGCACCAUCUGUCUCUGGUAGUAAUCACACCAUAGGAUUACAUAAUGUGUCAAUAAAACAAGAAAAUUGCCCAGACCAGUUUCCUGCGAACAAAUGUUCAUUUAACGAUCUUGAAGUUUGCCAGACAUUUUUAUCAGAAACUUGUAAAAAUGGCAGUUCUGGAACAACUGUCUGGAAUGUUAAAAACAACACGUUAGAAGGAUCCUCUACAUAUGCCAAGCAAGAUACAGAUUACGCUGUAGCAUUUUCAUCAUCGUCAGGCGCGGGCUCGUAUCUUCGAUUUAAUUAUUUACAAACAGGCGUGGGCGUGAAUGGGAAUGAUCUAGAACUCAGGGUCGAUUUCGAAACCUCGAGUGAUGGAGUAGAGACGAUAUUUUCAGACAACCAUUACAAAUCAGAGUGGGAGGACGUAUGCAUGCGACUGCCUUCCACUGGUGAUGGGCAGUUUAGUGUUAAGUUUAUUCUACGUAGAUCAGUCUCAGAGGGCAGAAUUUUCCUUGACGAUAUAGAGUUAAACAAUGAGCCAUGUCCACAUCCUAUAUCAUGUGAUUUCGAAAAGAAUUGCAGCUAUUCGUCACUACCAUCCCAGUUUGCCUGGCAAUUGACCCGCACCACAUAUGAUCAUACUUUCGGGGGUCAGCGUGUAGGGCAUGUAAUGCAGGCGGCCACAACCAGUUACUACCAACCAGCAGUAAAUGGAAUACCUGCAGUAUUUUCAACACCAAUUGCACAACUUUCUGAAGACAUUCCAUACACAUGUCUAUCAUUUUAUUAUUAUCUUAACUAUGGUUCUAAUGCACACUGCAAACUCGAAGUCAUAGUGUCUAAUCCCGAAACGAACGAAACGACCACGACAGAGAUAGAGACGUUUAUUUCGUAUUUAUGGCAGAAAGCAAACAUUAAAGUGGAUCCAGACGUCUACUCGGCAGCACAAUUUUCAUUCUUGGUAACACCAAUUUAUGGAAGUGUGCGCAUUCCUGUAAGAAUUGACGACGUUGAACUACUUCCAGCUGAUUGUAUUGAGGGCUUACAAGAUAUACCCCUAUGUGACUUCAGUAACCCCGGACUGUGUGGGUUUGAGGCAAAUUGUACAGUCGAUUCAGGGUUCAUUUGGAGAAUCUAUUCGGGAAAUACAAGUUUACAACACGCAAGUCCAAGAACUGAUGCAGACGGCAAUGUGCCAGGACAUUCCAUAUAUUUGGACAGUUCACUUGGUGCUGCAGGGCACGAAUCACAUUUGUGGUUUAAUGUGGACCUAGCAAACGUGGAAGCAGCGCAGUAUACCUUUUCUUAUUACAUGACUGGUAAUGGGACAGGAAUGUUAAAGACAUUUUACAGGUCAGCAAGCACUAACACAUACAGUGCUAUGUCUGUUGUACCAUACAAAGGUUCUGAUGUUUGGAUUCAGUCAGAUUGCUAUGAAUUGCCACAAGGUUUCCACGGAGAAAUUUACCUCCAUGCCACAAGAGGCGCCUCAGCAUUUACCGAUAUUUUCGUUGACAAUGUGGAGAUAACAAAGAGAAAUUGCCCAACGCCAUCAGUAACUUGUGACUUUACCAAUAGUAUUUGUGGAUACACACAAGAAGAUAGUAAAUGGACAUUAGAAGAUGGCUAUAUUACCACAACAAAACAAGGUGCACUGCGCUUACCACUGCAUUCAAUUAACGUCACGUGGUGGGCCUGUAUAAUUUUUGACUUUGAAAGUGAAGAACACAACGCGUUGAUAGUCGAAGACAACCUUGGGUCAUUUAUUUACAGAGUGUAUUCGAAUGGCAGACAACGUGGACAGAUUGAGUAUAAUCCAGAUGUUGCUGGAAUGAAAUUUGUUGUUCCUGACGACUAUAAGGUUAAGCUAGACAAUGUAACAGUCACACCAGGCCGAUGCGGUGCAAUGGCUUGUGGUUCAGACGAGAUGGCAUGUCAGUUGCAGUGUAUUCCAAACGCAGCAAAAUGCGACCGGGUCAUAGACUGCAAUGAUGCAUUGGACGAAAGUGAUUGUGGUUUCAGUCUUCCGUGCAAGUUCGAUGGUGAUGGUGAUGACUGUGGUUAUGCUACAGAUGAACAGUCGGCUACAGAAUGGUCGGUAGUACAGUCGCAUACAUUCAAUCACGAUGGCAAAGAAGAAAAUGUCACUGGUGGAAUGCUGUUUACAAGUCUGAAGGGACAGUAUUCGUGGGAUACUUCUUCCGUUAAUUCCACAUGGAACGAAAUAUUUGAACCUUCUUGCGUAAGGUUCCGAUACCUCGGUACCGUUCCAUCUCUCACUGUAACCAUUAGCAACAAGGAUAGUGGUGCAAAUGUGAACUUGACUGAUCCAAACGCUGACAUGACCCCUACAUCAUGGAGAUAUGGACAGAUUUCAACUGAACAGGGGACAAUCAUGAUAAGUUUUAUAACGUCAUUGUCAGCAACAAACUACACGCGCGUUGCUGAUGAAGAAGCAUUUGUGGCAAUAGAUGAGAUAGAAGUGUUAGAUGGAGCAUGUAAAGACAUCGACCCACCUGGUAUGCUGUUUAUGUACUCUUUGAAGUUUUAGCAGCCCACCCGCUUA